Pseudozyma flocculosa PF-1 is the source of this 2121-nucleotide messenger RNA. RefSeq lists its product as uncharacterized. Bases 1 to 2121 code for a protein of 706 amino acids. The record is from RefSeq and is a predicted model, not a curated record. Lineage: Eukaryota; Fungi; Basidiomycota; Ustilaginomycetes; Ustilaginales; Ustilaginaceae. The transcript has 2 exons.
AUGCUGCAGCUCGUCGGAUCUCUUUCACCGUCAGCGCGAACCAGACCAGACAAGGCCAUAGGACAGCCGGCCCCACAGCCGACCAAGAGGCACAUCUCCCGUUCGAGCAUCGACUGCAACACCCUCUUCCAGCCUCCAAAGGACAUCGACCAGCUCAACGACUUCCUGCGCAGCUCGAAAUCGCAUCCGGAUCAAUCCCUGGCAGAGCUCGUCCUCGAAUGCACAGGGAUAUGUCAACGCACCUGGAACGCCUUCGCCGACAUCCUUGCCGACGUUGCCCGAGCGCAGGUCGCACUCGACGCCCAAGCAUCUCCCUCGCCGCUCUCGUCGUCGUCGCCAGGCUCGUCGCACGUCGAAAGGCUCUGGCAGAGAGCGCGCCACGUUGCCGCCAUCUCUUCCCGCGUCUCACCACCUUCGCCCAACGUCGUGCCAGACUUCAGCGAGCUGCGCUACCUUGCUCUUGGGCAAUGCCUCCUUGACGACUCCUGCCUCGCCAGCCUGGCUCGCUUCGUCGACCGAUGCUACAGCCUGCGCACACUCGAGCUGCGCCGUAACCGACUCGGCCAAGACCCCGUCGCCUUUGGCGCAUUCGCACGCGCCGUCGGCCUUUCGGCCAUCUGCGAGCUCGACCUCAGCCUCAACUUCCUCCGACCCAAGAGCUUCCACAACCUUCUCGAUGGUCUCCAGCAAGAUGGUAGCUGCCUCGAGAAGCUCAAUCUCACCGCCACGCUGCACGUGCCUAACGCCACCGAACACCUGCGCCUCACUGCCUGGGGCACCGAGGCGGAAGAGGUGGCACUCGCACGUCACAUCGCCGACUUCCUCUCUCCCGAAUCGAAAUGCCGGCGUCUGUGCUUCUUUGACCUGUCCAUCAAUCACUUCGGCCUCGAGGGGUGUCGGAUCAUCCUCGCAGCCCUGUUCGGGAGCAUCUGGACGUUGCGGGACUGUCUUCCGCUUGAGUCUCUCGAGCGUCUCGCAGAGGCAGAGAGCCAGCACGACUGGGACGGGAUCAUCCCUCGCAGUCAGAAGAGGCCGCACUGCGCCAUCGGCUGGGCAUCCUUCAGCCUGCACGACAGCGAUCGGCUGUUUUCCGAAGCUGCGACACGGCCACGGCAAGCCGGCGAGGGGUCCCUCCGGGCCUUCUUGAAGGCGGCGCCCGCCGAGACCAAGUCACUCGUCCUCGGCUUCCUCGAAAGGCGCAUCUCUGAUCGCAAGAGAAGAAGGAGCCGCAUCGCUGCGAACCUCGGCGGCCCUCCACCUACAACCGAAACGUUAGAGGGCGACCCGACCCUCGGCGAAGCUGCGACCCGGGAACAUCACGAGGACGACAACGAAGAUGAUGAUGACGCCGCGCCGUACGCUCGCCAGGCAAUCGCUUCAGCCGGAGGAGACCCGGAAUCGUGGGAGGAAGAGUAUCAACGCGCCGUCGCCAUGGAUUCAGGCGUACACCUAGUCAGCCUGGAGGAUCUACGCUACUCUGGCCGCGAUGGCUGUCGAAUGCCGCACGACUUCAAGUUGCAUCACGAGGCGAACCGGGUUCGAGCGGCCGCACUAGCCGUCUUGCGGGCCGUCCGGACCCUCGGUUGCUGCGCGAGGCGUGGCGAGCACGAUGCGACUUCGACGGCAUUGGCGCGUUUCUGGGAGCUGCCGCCCGAGAUGAAGAUCUGGAUCCUUCGACACCUCGACACGGACAUGGUCUUGAGCGAGCGACAGUUCAGCCACGUCGUCAGCUACGCCCAGGAACGGAGCACGAUCGGAUACGGCGCCCUCGACUACGAUUGGAGCAGGAUCCUCGUCCACUCUCCCUUGGCACCGCCAUUGUCAUCGUCCUCGCACGACUGCAAGACGGCGGCGGUACGGGUACGACGGCAGCGCGGCGACCUGCCCAUCGCACCGUGGUCGUGGUCCGACUGCUUCCGCUACCGCUGCAAACCCAUCGACUGGCCCGUGCACCACCUCGAUUCCUGCUCCGGCCCGUUUGCCCGGAUCACUCCGGACCAGCUCGCCUUCCUGUAUUCGACCUGCACCGACCGUCCCGACCCGCAAGCGGCACGGAGGGUCGAUGCUAGACCGGUCACCCACGCCGAUGUCGAUGCGGCCAGGGCGAGACGGUCUCGCUGA